Messenger RNA from Rotaria socialis, 4248 nucleotides. The record is from the annotation of a GenBank genome assembly. Lineage: Eukaryota; Metazoa; Rotifera; Eurotatoria; Philodinida; Philodinidae.
AUGAUGGAUCAAUCUAUUACUGAUCACCUUCGAAGUCGCCCUCCUCCGAUGACUAACUACAUUCCACCUUCAGCCUCUCCAAUGUCUACACCUAAUCAACAAUAUCAUCAACAACAGCAACAGCAGCCACCUUUAAUGACAACCGAACAACUUCCUCACGUUCAAUAUCCUCCAACAGCUACCCAUACGUUGGGUACUGAUCUAUCAACAUCAAACUUAAGUCUUCAACAGCAGCAACAACAACAACAGAUGGCAGCGAUGAUGCAAAUGCAACAAUCAUGGGGUGGUGCUGGUGGUUAUGCUGCACCUUUUAUGAUGCAAUAUCCACCCUCAAUGAUGAUGAUACCACCCCAAGCUGGUUCGGAUCGAUCAUCAUCUCGUCCACCAUCUCGACAGAGUGCUGCAGCGCCUGUCUCAUCAUCAAGGUCAUCAGUAAAUGGUCAAACAGGUGGUCAAACACAAGCUGGACAAGCAAUGUUACCGAUGCAAGGAUAUCCUGGAUUUGUACCGCCUGGAAUGUAUAAUCCAUGGUUUGAUCCAUAUUGGCAAUCAAUGAUGGCCACUUAUCAAAAUCCAUAUAGUUUUGGAUAUACAGAUGAAAUGAUGAACUACUGGAGACAGGUGGCGCCAAAAGAAGAUGAUAGAUAUAGUCAUCAUUCGGCUGCUUAUUCACAAUCCAAACACUCACAACGUAGCUCAUCAAUGCAAACAUGGGGCUCAAUUGAUUCGCUAAAUGAACCAUACUAUCAAAAUCAUAAUGCUAUUGUUAAUGGAUAUUAUGCAGGUAACACACAAGUAGCUCCAAAUCAUUCUAAACGACCUACAAAACCAAAUGCUGAUCCAAAUACACUAUUAACUACUGCAACUAUUCCAAGUCAAUCAGUUGAAUUAAAAGCAAAAACUACUCUUGCACAAGAAAAUGGGAAACAAGAAGAAGAAGAAGAAGAAGAAGAUGGUGAUGACGACGACGACGACGAUGAUGAUGAUGAUGAUGAUGAUGAUGAUGAAGAAGAAGGGUCUGAUGAUGGAAGUAGUGAUCGUUUUAGUAUUAAAUCAGACUUAGCACAAGUUAAUGAAGAAUCUUCGAAAGCACGGGGAACCCCACUUUUAUAUAUUAGACCUCAUUUACGAGCUAAAUUUGUGUUUGAUCAACUUAUUCAAGUUUUACCACAAUCACCCAGUGAUACUAAUCAACCAGCUACUGUUGAGAUUAUUUCCGCAAAUGCCAUGCAUUCAAUAGCACCAUCAUUAGUUCAAGAACGACAGUUAAUGUCUGAUUUUAUUGGUCCCUUGACGACAUCAACAGCUAAAUCUAAUGUUAUUCGAUAUUGCGAACGUCAAUCACAAUUAGCUAAUAAAUCAAUUCAUAUCAUUGAUCGUGAUGCCCUAUCAAUAAUUUGGCAAUAUAUGGCAUUACUCGUUAAAAAUAAUGGAGUUAUUGAUGUGCGUGUUGACAUUCCAAAGAUUCUUUGGUCAUCAAGUAAUACAACAACGAGUGAAGAUCUACCAUCAAAUAGUAAUAAUACAUCAUCGUCAUCGUCGUUAGAGCAUUCGUUAAGAGAAUUUCUUGCACUUGGCGAAAUCGAUACAAGUAUCAAAUUUGCUUGUGAAAACCAAUUAUAUACACAUGCACUUAUUAUUUCAUAUUUAACUGAUAAACAAUCAUUUGAAAAAACAAUACAGAAUGUCAUAUUUAAUCUUGAUAAUGGUGAUGUAUUGAAAACAUUUUAUGAAUUAGGAGCUGGGUCAAUUCCAUCCGUUGUUACUAAUGUUACCAAAACACAUUACGGUGAUUGGAAACGUCAUCUAGCUGUUAUAUUAGCUAAUCGUACCGAUACAAAUGCAGAUUUUGUUGAUCUUUGUAUUAAAACUAUGGGCGAUACAUUUAGUAAUUUUUUAGAAGCUUCUAUUGAUCUUUGUAUUAUUUUAUCUCUCAUUUUCUUUUGUCAAGUCACAUCUGGACGUGUAUAUGCUGGUCAUUUUUGUUAUUUAAUUGCUAAUGUCCCAUUUGGUUCCUAUAGAAAUAAUGCCGAUAAACUGGCUGUCAUCGGAAGUAUACAUGCUGGACAAUCUAAUCUUUCAUUUGCAACAAUUCCAAAUUUGCAAUUAACUGAAGUUUAUGAGUAUGCAUUGAGAAAAUGUUUGACCACAUUUAUUCCAUUGAAAAUCUAUUAUACAUCGAAAUUAGUUCUUCAUGGACUGAAAAGAGAAGCACUAGCUUAUUGUGAAGAAAUUGGGCAAACCCUUAUUCGACAAGGAAAUGUUUCAUAUAUUCAACUGGUUGAUUUACAAUUAUUUAUACUCAUGGCAGAAAAAACCCGAGUAUUCAGUCGAAACUUUCAACUUGAUCCCACGUCAUAUAAAGAACCAACAUGGUUGAUUGAAUUAAGACGUAUAAUUCAAAAUUUGAUAGAUAAUGCAUUUUUAAAUAAGACAAUGCGUGACGAUGCAAUUAAUUCAUCUGUGCAACAAAUUCAUAGAGUAGAAAAUAAUGCACAGCAAACAACUCAGUCAACUUAUACAGACAGAAAACCAUCAACUAACAGUAGACAAACCGAACAAAUAAAUACUAUGACUCCUGCAACAUCUGUUGCUUAUCCAUCUGUAACAAAUACAAAUAUUAUAAAUGGUUGUGAUCCAUCAAAUCCAGUUAUAACUGAACCAAUCUCUUAUCAGAAUUCAACUGCGACGAAUUAUCCAAAUACUCUUACAGUUGAUACAACUGUUAAUUAUCAAAUGCAACCACAAGGAAAUUAUUAUCCACAAGUACCACAACAGCAAUAUUAUUCAUCUGAUACUCAACAAACUGAAAGAAAUAAUUAUGUACAACCGUGGUCUCAGCAACCACAACAUCCACACGAAAUACCAAAUGAAUCGGAUAUUUUAAAUUCAUCGUCUCAAGUGCCUUCAACAAAUAAUUCAUAUUAUCAACCUCCCACUGAUCAAUCACAAUACAUUCAACCAGGUUUCACAAGUACACCAAAUUCAUAUUCAUCUCAACAACCAAAUCAAUGGUGUCCGCCAGGACAAGCUGAACAACGUGAACGUUUACCAUCUAAUGAGCAUCAACAAAUGGAAUUGAUAACGCGUCGUUCAUCUAUUAUAACAUUUAAUGAAAGUGAUAGUUUAGCGCCAUCCAAUUGGCAUCGACAAUCAAUGACAGAUGAUAGAAGAGCGUCUUUAGCAUCGAUUCAAUUGAAUACUAGUAAUAAUAGCCCGAAAAAUAAUUCUGAUACAGCUAAUUUCUGUUAUCAACCACCACAACGUUUACGCUAUCCAACGACACGAGCAUCAAUAUCUGAAGAAUCGCAAGCACAAACAAAUGGACAAGUUAAAAAGAAACAUUCAAUUUUUGACGAUAGUGAUGAUGUUUUUCCUAAUAAUUCACACAAAACAUCAGAUGGUAAACCAAAUACAGCUUCACCAGCAGGAGCAAAUCAAACAGCUGCAGGUGGACAAAAAUCUGGUAUCGUUGGAAGUCUAAUUAGCCGUUUUGGUUGGAAACGACCAGUACAAGCGCAUUUACCUGACGAUAAGAACAAAACACUCAAAUUUGACGAGAAGACAGGCAGCUGGAUUGAUACAGCGAAAUCAGCUGAUGACCAAGCAUCAAAACAGAUUAUACCGCCGCCAAUGAUAUCAGCAAGCAAUACAUUCUCUUCACAUGCAACUAACCAACUACCAUCACAACAACAACAACAACAACAACAGCCAUCAUCAUCAACAACACUCAAUCCUACAGUGCCACCAGCGUCUUCUCAAUCAUCUCAACCUAGAACAUUGAGUUUUGCUGCAGGAUCAACCACAGCAGCUACCAAUGCACCAGUACCUCAGACUACAAAUUCACAGCAGCAACAACAACAACAACCACAGCAGCAGCAACAACAACAACAACCACAGCAGCAGCAACAACAACAAAAGGCUCCCGGACAACUGUCGGCUGCUCAACAACGUCUACAAGCGUUGAGACAACAGGCAGCUAUGCAACAAGCUCAAGCACCCGCAACCACUUCAUCCAAUCAAUACUCUCUUCGAAGUCGUCAAAAUCAAUCACGUUAUGUUGAUAUUCUUGCUUCGACCCAAGGUGCUGUCGCACCGAGUCCCAAUGUUUCCCUUAAUGAUCUUAUGCCAACACCUUCGACUGGUGCAGUUACCUUUGCAUCAUCAAGCCAAGCUAAUAAUUAUUUUGUACCAGGUUCCAUACAAACAACAACAGGCAAUAAUGAACAAUCAUCAUUCACAUCUUGA